AAAUUGCCAAGGGUCUGGCCCAGUCAAUGCAGUCGGGCUCGCCCCAAAAAGAAAGAGUUCAAAUCAUGCUUCCCGCCAUUCCUCUGUUUCUCCCGCGCCCUUCACUUCUACUUUCUCUCUCUCCUCAAAGUGAAGACCACACGAUUCAGAUCUCCGAGAGAGAGAGAGAGAGAGAGAGAGAGAGGCUGAGAGAUGUUUGGGAGGAUAAGAGCGUCGUCUUGCCCGGCUGAGAGCUUGGAGAGACCGCCGUCCAAGAUUCGUAAAGACGAUUCUCUUUCUAUAUACGAGUCUACACUUUUGAAGCUCAAAUUAGGUUCUAAACGCAGUUUAAGUCCGUGCUCUAAUGAGGCAGGGGAGACAGAUGCCGGUUCUACUUCAAGCUCUCCCGAUUCAGAGCCAAUGAAGAUAGACGCGAAUUGUGCUUCUUCUGCUGGCACUUCACCGGGUUGUAUUGAAGCCGCCAGCUCUCCUCAAGAGGAGUUUAUGACACUAGACACGGAUUGUUCCUCACCAAGAAGUUCGACGAGUUUCAGUGAUUGUCAUUCGACAGGCACCUUGAAACAGCAACGGAGCACAGACGCUUCAGUUUUCUACCUCUUUUCAAAAUUUAAGAGAGCUCAAGAAGCAAUCUGCUCAACCUCUGGGGAUACAACGAUGACAGAGAAUGCAAGUAUUUCUCCAAGUUCUAUCGGUUGCCAAUCUUUUAACAGCACAGAACAUCGGAACAGGAGUGUACGAACUCUUUACCUGCUAGUUGCGCCUAAUUUCGCACUGGCGAUUUGUCAUGGUCUUUAUCUACGUUGGUUGUUGAAGAAAAUUGCAAACGGAGGGCAUGAUCGUGCCCGAUCAGUGUGA
Molecule: messenger RNA, 855 nt
Organism: Pyrus x bretschneideri (Chinese white pear)
Lineage: Eukaryota; Viridiplantae; Streptophyta; Magnoliopsida; Rosales; Rosaceae
Exons: 2
Coding region: 193-855 (220 amino acids)
Source: RefSeq, a predicted model, not a curated record